Molecule: messenger RNA, 408 nt
Organism: Fonsecaea nubica
Lineage: Eukaryota; Fungi; Ascomycota; Eurotiomycetes; Chaetothyriales; Herpotrichiellaceae
Product: ubiquinol-cytochrome c reductase, iron-sulfur subunit
Exons: 2
Coding region: 1-408 (135 amino acids)
Biological process (GO): mitochondrial electron transport, ubiquinol to cytochrome c
Cellular component (GO): membrane
Molecular function (GO): 2 iron, 2 sulfur cluster binding; quinol-cytochrome-c reductase activity
Source: RefSeq, a predicted model, not a curated record
AUGUCUGCAUCUGCCGAUGUGCUGGCCCAGGCCAAAGUGGAAAUCGACUUGGCCUCCAUCCCCGAGGGCAAAAAUGUCAUCAUCAAAUGGAGAGGAAAGCCAGUCUUUAUCCGUCACCGCACUGAAGACGAGAUCAAGGAGGCUGAAUCUGUUGACCUCUCAAUCCUCCGUGACCCUGAGAAAGACGCCGACCGGGUCAAGAAACCCGAGUGGCUUGUCAUGUUGGGUGUCUGUACACAUCUGGGAUGCGUCCCCAUCGGCGAAGCUGGCGAUUUUGGUGGCUGGUUCUGUCCUUGCCACGGUUCGCAUUACGAUAUUUCGGGACGAAUCAGGAAAGGACCUGCGCCAUUGAACCUGGAGAUACCUGAAUAUGAUUUCCCUGAGGAGGACAAAUUGAUCAUUGGUUAG